AUGAUCAACGGCCGCAAGGAAAUGGAGACGUCAACGAAGGCAGCAACGACGACCAGAGAAUCCUCUCCGGCGUUAAGCACGUGGGGAAUUAUCAAAGAAUCCUCAAAACUCACAUGGAAGAACAAGAAACUCAUGUUCUCACUCACUCUCAUCAUGAUCCCUCCCUACACCAUUCUCGCCCUGUUCAACGACACCUUGGUCAAUCGCCUAAUGAAAGGCUUAGAUUCAAAUGCAUCCCCCUUCUGUCCAGAGCCGUGCGAUCCCUCCCUUCAAAAUACAUCUCUCGACCAAAUCGGAAAGAGCCUACGAAUCCUCGCCGCCCUAGAAUUUGGUUGCUUAUUCACAUACUGGGUCAUUACACUAGCCUUGAUGGUGACAACGAUAUACGUGACGGCCACGACCGUCGGGAUUGAUCUAACUGGCCACAAGAUACUGGCGAUGAGUAGACGGACACUAAAACAAUCGGCGAUCACAUGGUUAUAUGUCUUUCUCUUCUCCAUCUCUUACGUUGGUGGCAGCUUGUUGUUGAUGUGGGUUGUGGUACCGGGUGGCGGAGUAUUCAUCAGCUUCGCUAUGUUGAUGAGCCUUGUGUUUGUGUUAUUGUAUAUAUUCCUUAAUGCUGUUUGGAUGGUGAGUAUUGUGGUUUCUGUCGUAGAUGAGGAUUGUUAUGGAAUGGCGGCAUUGGCGGAAGCUGGAGAGAUUAUUAGGGGAAGAAGGAUUCAAGGGUUUGUUCUUAUGUUACUUGCAAUAGCACUCUCUGUAGCUUUUUUCAUGGCGAGCAGCUUCACCGCGACUACAGUUUUUCAAUUGAUGUUGCUUAGUCUAGCUUGUCCUUUGAAGCUCUUCACCUUUGUUUCGUUUACAGUGUUCUACUAUGAGUGUAGGAAGAUCCAUGGGAAGAAGGUGGUGGGUCAUGGGGGGGAUCCUAGGGCCCAAGAUUCACGUAUGAACAAGAACGAUGUGGAGGCAAACGGAUGA
Molecule: messenger RNA, 978 nt
Organism: Magnolia sinica
Lineage: Eukaryota; Viridiplantae; Streptophyta; Magnoliopsida; Magnoliales; Magnoliaceae
Exons: 1
Coding region: 1-978 (325 amino acids)
Source: RefSeq, a predicted model, not a curated record